AUGAGGCUCACAGCAGAACUCAUCAACAACUCGCACAAAGGUUACCUCAACCCACUCAAAGAGCGCGAGCUCGACCUACGAGGCCACAAAAUCCCCGCCAUCGAGAACUUGGGUGUUGCUGGCGACCAUGCCUGUAUCGACUUUACCGAUAACGAUCUCACGACACUCGGCAAUUUCCCACUCUCGCCACGAUUAGAGGCGUUGUUGUGUGCACGGAAUCGAAUCAGCAGUAUACAGCCGAGCCUUGCCAAGAGUGCGCCGAAUCUGAAGACGUUGGUCUUGACGCAGAAUAAUGUUAGCGAAUUGGCGGAUUUGGAUCCAUUGCAGGCUUUUGCGAAGCUUACGCAUAACUAUCGAUACUGGAUACUAUGGCGAGCACCGCAGAUACGAUAUCUCGACUUCCAAAAGGUCAAGGAAGCAGAGCGGGAGAAGGCAAAGGAGUUGUUCGGCACAGUGGAAGCACCCACGGAUCUGGCGCAAAGCAUUAUCGCUGUACGGUCGAAUAAGCCAUUGAGCUAUAAUGCACCAAUGGCGAAUGGCGCUAAGGCACAGCGGGUCACGAUCACCGAAAAGGAGAAGAAGAAGUUCGAGGCGCUGGUGCGGAAAGCGAAGACACUGGCUGAGGUGCAGAAGCUGGAGAAGGCGUUUAGUGAGGGAAGGCUACCGGCCGGUGUGGGUGAGGACGACGACGUUAUGGAUGAGACGUGA
This is a messenger RNA of Recurvomyces mirabilis, 708 nucleotides long. It is a transcript of the gene LEA1, whose product is annotated as U2 snRNP complex subunit. The record is from RefSeq and is a predicted model, not a curated record. Lineage: Eukaryota; Fungi; Ascomycota; Dothideomycetes; Mycosphaerellales; Teratosphaeriaceae. The transcript has 3 exons. Gene Ontology annotation, biological process: mRNA splicing, via spliceosome. Gene Ontology annotation, molecular function: U2 snRNA binding; protein binding. The coding region runs from base 1 to 708 and encodes 235 amino acids. Gene Ontology annotation, cellular component: U2 snRNP.